Messenger RNA from Ictidomys tridecemlineatus (thirteen-lined ground squirrel), 1054 nucleotides. RefSeq names its product olfactory receptor 5B3. Gene Ontology annotation, cellular component: membrane. NCBI's taxonomy places the organism in Eukaryota, Metazoa, Chordata, Mammalia, Rodentia, Sciuridae. The record is from RefSeq and is a predicted model, not a curated record. Gene Ontology annotation, biological process: G protein-coupled receptor signaling pathway. Gene Ontology annotation, molecular function: G protein-coupled receptor activity; olfactory receptor activity.
AUGGAUUCUGUUACCCAAAUCAAGGAAGAAAAUGUUAAUAAGAUCAGCCAACAUGGAGAUGGAAGAGCAGUAAUUUUAUGCUUAGUUAAGGAGAGACUGAGAAACAUUGGAGAACACACACACAAAAAAAUCUCCGUGGUCCAAGUGGGAGAGAAAAGGGAAAUUGACAAGGUCUUCUCCUACAAUGCUUGUGCUGCUCAGAUGUUCUUUGUAACAGGCUUUGCUACUGUGGAAAACUGCCUCCUGGCCUCAAUGGCCUAUGAUCGCUAUGCAGCAGUGUGUAAGCCCCUCCACUACACCACCACCAUGACAACACGUGUGUGUGCAAGUCUGAUCAUAGGCUGCUAUGUCUGUGGAUUUUUGAGUGCCUCAGUCUACACUGGGAACACGUUCAUUCUCUCUUUCUGUAAGUCCAAUGUGGUCCACCAUUUUUUCUGUGAUAUGCCAGCACUCAUGAUUCUUUCUUGUUCUAACAGAUAUGUGAAUGAUCUGGUUCUUAUUUACGUUGCCAGCUUCAAUAUCUUUUUUGCUCUCCUAGUUAUCUUAAUAUCCUACAUGUUCAUAUUCAUCACCAUCCUAAAGAUGCGCUCAGGUGCAGGACAUAGGAAGGCUAUGUCCACCUGUGCCUCCCACUUCACUGCUGUCUCCAUUUUCUAUGGGACUGUUAUCUUCAUGUACUUACAGCCCAGCUCCAGUCACUCCAUGGACACGGACAAGAUCGCCUCUGUGUUCUACACCAUGGUCAUCCCCAUGUUGAACCCUGUGGUCUACAGCCUGAGGAACAAGGAGGUCAAGAGUGCAUUCUCAAAGAUUUUUCAGAGAAAAAGUAGGCUUUAGGUUUCAGAAUUAACCAUUUUGAAAUAUGUAUAACAGUAUUCAGUCCUCUCAGAACUUCUCUCUGUUAGUGUCACAUUUUAAGACCCACAGUGAAGUUAUGGAAGUGAUACCUUAUCUUGCAUAAGACCGUUGUCUAGGGAAAAAAAAAAGAAACCUUGCAUUCAGAAUUGUAAUACCUUAAUGAGAAUGUCUAUGAUAUUUUGUGUUCUGCUUGUCA